Molecule: messenger RNA, 1380 nt
Organism: Desarmillaria tabescens
Lineage: Eukaryota; Fungi; Basidiomycota; Agaricomycetes; Agaricales; Physalacriaceae
Exons: 5
Coding region: 217-1122 (301 amino acids)
Source: RefSeq, a predicted model, not a curated record
GAAAAGUGUACAGUCGCAGCUAAUUCUCUCCGCUCCCAGCCUGCCUUGUCCACAAGCCAGUAUGACACGAGGCAAAUGAAAUUUUCUCGAAGCGCAGAUGUCGCGCCUUAUAAACCGGCUGAGGAGGAACACUAGAAUCCCCAACCGCCUUUUGCUUUCCAGUUCAACGUCCCUCCGCCCUUGUUUCACUUGCUCUGGCAAACAGUAUCUGGAGCUAUGUUUCCGACUGUCACUCGCACACCUUUGACAAAAAUGGAUAGUCAUACUACCCCUCCCAACAUGUCGAUGAUUGAGCGUGCUCGUCGUUCUGACUUGUACGAUGGGGCUUCUCUAGAAUGCGUCAAGGCUGCCGCCGACGUCCAUCUGGACAGUCAACAAAGCGAGUUCGAAAAAUACCUCUUCCACCUUUCUCAGGCAGAAAGAUACAAAGCUGAUGCUACUCAUCAGGAUGUUGGGUACGCCAUAGGUGCUACGGUUGCAGAGACGGCCAUUGAGACUGCUCGUGAGGCAGCCAAUAUCGUUGAACGACCGAGUUUCUACGGCAACUUUAACUUGUACACGAUGGACAUCCCUUUUCUCCAUGACAUAUACAUGGGACAUGGAGAGCCGGACCACGAAGCUCUUUACAAAUCGCUUAUGAGGCACCAAGCUACGGGAUAUGCCAGCGCAUGUGUUACCCUCCGCAAGGGGUUCUGGGAAAAUGGGGCGGCGGUAUCUGCAGACGUUCGCGAUCCGAGGUCUUGCAUACCGAUCCCCCUUCAUCUGACCCUCGUUGUCGAGAUGGACGUAACCUAUUCUGAGGAAGAGCUGGAUUUCUUUGUAGAUGGGAAUGACCAUCUUCGCAUGAAUGUCCCUGGUGUCUUUGCGAACUUGGAAUUGGAGAAUGAGAGUCAUUGUUCCUCGGGGCAGUUGUUGAUGAAUAGGUGCUGGGCGAAGAUACAGCCUGAUGGUUCGGUGGCUGAGUUGUUCGAAGGGUAUAUGGAGAUGAAGGUGCAUAACAGGAUGUACUUUCUUGGUGGGCAUGGGGAGGAUAUUGAUAUGAUCCAGCAUGCUUUUUGGGCCAUUCGUGAUUGGACUGAGGACGAUCUGAACGAGGAAGAGGGUGUCUUUGACUUAUUUUGACUGUAAUUUUUUGUUUGAAUAGGCGACGCAUGAUAUACACGAACGUAUCAUCUACUAGUUUGUUUUCAACACAAAAAUUCAAACGAGCUACAGUGUUUUCCUAUGGAAAGACCAGAAAGUUACGAACGCCAAGGGCCAUUUACUCGAGAUACGUAUACAGGCUUGUUCGAACCAGAACGAAGAUAGCAGAACGGCUGCAUUUACAGAAGUAGGGAAUUCUACAACUAGGGCUCGUCCAUCCCAACAAAACUUUCCACA